Molecule: messenger RNA, 2451 nt
Organism: Limulus polyphemus (Atlantic horseshoe crab)
Lineage: Eukaryota; Metazoa; Arthropoda; Merostomata; Xiphosura; Limulidae
Gene: sbm
Product: b(0,+)-type amino acid transporter 1-like
Exons: 14
Coding region: 189-1721 (510 amino acids)
Biological process (GO): amino acid transmembrane transport
Cellular component (GO): membrane
Molecular function (GO): L-amino acid transmembrane transporter activity
Source: RefSeq, a predicted model, not a curated record
UAGGGUUUGUUCCUUGAUGUAAGUUUUGUUUGUGUAGUUACUUGGGCCCAACGAACGUCCAUGUGAUUUAAUCUUACAAAGAUCAAACAAGAGUAUUAUAAGUGAUAACAUUUUAAAAAGUAGGCGAGCUUUGACGUUUUUAUAGAAGAAAUCAAGCUUUAAAUGCGAUUGUAUUUUGACCAAUCACCAUGGCCGCUGCAGGAACUGGUUAUUUAACUGAAGUAUCUCACUCCCUCAACGGAAACGCCCUUUCAACAUUACAUUCUGCUAGUGACGCCUCUUUUAAUCCAAUGGUCUCUUCUAAUAAUCAACGUCAAACACCAGAGGGCAGUAUUGGUCUUAAGCGGCGAAUAGGCUUGAUGAGUGGAGCGUCUCUUAUUGUUGGAACAAUGAUUGGUUCCGGAAUAUUCGUCUCUCCGAAAGGUGUUCUACAAAGAUCGGGAUCGGUAGGAAUGAGUUUGCUUGUAUGGACUGGUUGUGGGUUGUUAUCACUUUUAGGGGCUUUAUGCUAUGCCGAAUUAGGGACAAUGAUAACAAAAUCUGGAGCGGAGUAUUCCUACCUAUUAGAAGCCUUCGGCCCCAUCCCAGCUUAUCUCUUUUCGUGGGUUUCAGUAUUCGUAUUGAAGCCUUCUAUGCUUGCUAUUAUUUGUCUCAGCUUUGGCGAGUAUGUUGUAGGCCCACUUUCUGUUGGAUGCUCUCCUGAUCCUCUACUGGUAAAGCUUGUAACCAUAUUAGCUAUAGGCAUUAUAACAUUUAUCAACUGCUUCAGUGUUCAGUUGGCUACCCAAAUCCAAAACAUUUGCACAGUAGCUAAACUUUCAGCUGUGGCCAUUAUUGUCGUUGGAGGAGCCGUUAAACUAUCUCAAGGACAUAUCCAGCAUUUUAAUAAAGGCUUUGAAGGAACCUCAAGCUCGUUUUCUGAUAUAGCUACUGCGUUUUACAGCGGAUUGUGGGCUUACGAUGGCUGGAACAACCUGAACUACAUCACAGAAGAAUUGGUAAAUCCUUUUGUGAACCUGCCAAGAGCAAUCUACUUUGGGAUCCCCUUGGUUACUGUUUGCUACGUCCUUAUCAACAUAUCUUAUUUAACUGUAAUGUCAACAACAGAGGUCCUUGCUUCGGAAGCCGUAGCAAUGACUUGGGCAUCUCGUGUAUUGGGAGUCAUGGCAUUUCUUAUGCCACUCACAAUAGCUAUAUCCACUUUUGGAGCUGGAAAUGGAACAGAUUUUACGACAGGCAGGUUAACAUUUGUUGCUGCAAGAGAAGGCCAUCUGGUGGGAAUUUUAUCAUACGUGCACAUCCGUCGUUUUACACCAUCACCAGCUUUAAUAACAAAUGCUAUUUUGGCGAUCUGUAUGAUAAUACCAGGCAAUAUUGGGAGUUUAAUAGACUUCUUCAGCUUUACAGCAUGGUUGUUUUACGGAGCAACCAUGACGGCGCUAGUGGUUUUGCGUUGGAAGAAGAAAGACAUAGCUCGGCCUUAUAAGGUACCGCUAGUCGUUCCCUUUGUUGUUAUGGCUAUAUCGGCCUAUUUGGUGCUAGCUCCAAUUAUUCAACAACCCCAAAUUGAAUAUUUGUAUGCAUUGUUGUUCAUUGUGUCGGGACUGAUUCUCUACGUUCCCUUUGUCCACUAUAAACUGGAGUUGCGUAUCAUGGAUAAAAUUACAGUCUUCCUUCAGCUGUUGCUAGAAGUUACUCCAACAAGCCCAAUAACAAGCUGAGCUUGUUUGACUUUGAUGUCAUAGGAUGUGUUUUAUAUUUCAAGAACUUGAUAUUGUGAGAGAGAAGACUUUACACAAGUAUCAAAGCAGAUAAUUUCAUAGCUGAGUUAUUUGAAUGAACAUGUGAUCUGUCCACACAAAUGUUCAAACAUAUUUUCAUUCUUCAAUCAAAUCUAUAAAUACACCAAUUUCCAAUGAUCCUAUCUUAGAGUUUUAUAAUACAGCAGUUAUUUUACAUGGAUAUGGAAGUACCAAAUUAAUUUACUUUUAGCAAAAAAAAAUGUUGAAAGAUAGUUAAUUUUGCUGUUUGUGUUUUAAAAUUUUUGGUCAAAUUUCAUAGGACCUUUGAGUAAGAUAAUCACUGUGUAUGUAUUAUCCAUCCACUUUUACAAAAUAUAAUUAUAAUUUAUUAAAUAAAACAGAAUUUUAUUUAUAAAAAAAAAUAAAAAAAAUUACUGACAAGAGACAUUGUGUAUGAUAAGUGAUUUAGCAACUAAAACAACACCAUAUGUAACCGUACCAAUAAUAAUACUAGAAAUCUAAAGCAGUGUCUUUCAAAGAAUUGCAAUUUGAUAAAACAGCCAGCUAUUAUGCCUAAUGGUAGGAAAUCAUAAAUAUGUCCAGCAGUGGUUUGAGUAAACAAAAAAACUUCCAGAAUCUAACUUGGCCAGCCCAGACCAGAAUUUUACUGAAAUCUCACAACUGAAGCUGCUUUGUAAAGUGAAUGGAA